This is a messenger RNA of Penicillium soppii, 606 nucleotides long. RefSeq names its product HIT family protein. Bases 1 to 606 code for a protein of 201 amino acids. The transcript has 3 exons. The record is from RefSeq and is a predicted model, not a curated record. NCBI's taxonomy places the organism in Eukaryota, Fungi, Ascomycota, Eurotiomycetes, Eurotiales, Aspergillaceae. Gene Ontology annotation, molecular function: catalytic activity. Gene Ontology annotation, biological process: nucleotide metabolic process.
AUGGAUUCCAUUGCACCCCCACCAUGUCCAUUCUGCAACAUUGCCUCGUCUUACCCCCCAACCCCUUUCAAAGACCCAGGGUCCGAUCCAACCCCGAAAGACCCAGACUCAGGACCAUUGUCUCAUCUGAUUCUCUCCACGGAAUAUGUCCUCGCCUUCUUGGACAUUAUGCCGCUCACCCGCGGACAUAUCUUGGUAGCGCCGAGAAAACAUUACAAAACGCUAGGCGAUAUGAGCGUCCAAGCUGGACAGGAGAUCGGCAAGUGGCUUCCGAUUCUUUCAAGGGUUGUAACGAAGACCGUAUUCGGGGAUGAUCCCGAUAGACAUUGGAAUGUGGUCCAGAACAAUGGCGAAAGAGCGGCACAGGUUGUGCCCCACGUCCAUUUCCAUAUCAUCCCACGCCCUGCUACAGGGGCUAACCAGAGAACAAGCUUUGCUAUGUUCGGCCGUGGUCAGAGAGAAGAACUUGAUGAUGAUGAAGCCGAGGUGUUAGCUCGGGAGCUAAGACUUGAGAUAGUUGAGGAAGUCAAGCGGAUUCAGAGGGAUGAAGGUGUGGACUUGGCAGCAUGUCUGGUUUCAGAUGCGAGUCAACGAGGGAAGCUGUGA